Messenger RNA from Balaenoptera ricei (Rice's whale), 2469 nucleotides. It is a transcript of the gene ST3GAL6, whose product is annotated as ST3 beta-galactoside alpha-2,3-sialyltransferase 6. The coding region runs from base 653 to 1648 and encodes 331 amino acids. Gene Ontology annotation, molecular function: beta-galactoside alpha-2,3-sialyltransferase activity. The record is from RefSeq and is a predicted model, not a curated record. NCBI's taxonomy places the organism in Eukaryota, Metazoa, Chordata, Mammalia, Artiodactyla, Balaenopteridae. Gene Ontology annotation, biological process: glycolipid biosynthetic process. The transcript has 11 exons.
UCGGCCGCGCUCCCACUUAGCCGGCCCGGGGACGGGGAGCCCCAGCGGCUCCCUCCGCAUUGCACCUUCCUCCGCGAACUCGGGGGCGGCCGCGGCCACCACGCAUCUGGCGCCAGCCGCCGAGCGGGAGGAGCUUCUGCGCGGCUCCGGAGGCGCUAGGCGCUUUCGCCGGGGAUCCGAACCCGGGCGCGGCGGGUAGCGCACGCGCCGGCGGACGCCUGGGACUCCGGGCGGCGCCGCGCCCUUCCCCGCUCCCCCGCCGCGUCCGAGGGAGCCUGAAUCCUUCCCGCGCCGCCCCUUGAACCGCGCCACCUUCCUCCGGUUACCGCCGGCCGCGGUCUUCGGCGGCUCGAUGCUUCAGGCGCCGCGGGAGAGGCAGCAGCCGGCUGGGGCGAGCGGCGACGAGCGAGCCGAGAGCAGCGGGCCUCCGGCCCCGGAGCCCGGCACGACUCUGCGGUCUUCGCGCCGGGGCCUCGGCGGCACUUACAAGUGAAGAAGCAGCACGACCUUUUGUCUUGGAUAAUUUCUAGUACAGAGGCUCCGACAAUUUAGCAGCGGCCUCCUGGGCCUCCGGCACCCUUACCACAUUCUACAUCCUCAGGGGACAGAGGGCCUUUGGGAACAGACCCCUAAAAGAGUAGGUGGGCCAGCCAUGAGAGGGUACCUUGUGGCCAUCUUCCUGAGUGCUGUCUUCCUCUAUUAUGUGCUGCAUUGUAUAUUGUGGGGAACAAAUGCCUAUGGGGUGCCACCUGUGGAAAUGAAGAGGAGAAAUAAGAUCCAGCCUUGUUUAUCAAAGCCAGCUUUUGCCUCUCUCCUGAGGUUUCAUCAGUUUCACCCUUUUCUGUGUGCAGCUGAUUUUAAAAAUACUGCUUCCUUGUAUGGUAGCGAUAAGUUUGAUUUGCCCUAUGGGAUAAGAACAUCAGCCGAAUACUUUCGACUUGCUCUUUCAAAACUGCAGAGUUGUGAUCUCUUUGAUGAGUUUGACAAUGUGCCAUGUAAAAAAUGUGUGGUGGUUGGUAAUGGAGGAGUUUUGAAGAAUAAGACGUUAGGAGAAAAAAUUGACUCCUAUGAUGUAAUAAUAAGAAUGAAUAAUGGUCCUGUUUUAGGACAUGAAGAGGAAGUUGGGAGAAGGACUACCUUCCGACUUUUUUAUCCAGAAUCUGUUUUUUCAGAUCCCAAUCACAAUGAUCCUAAUACUACGGUGAUUCUCACUGCUUUUAAGCCGCUUGAUUUAAAGUGGCUGUGGGAAUUGUUGACAGGUGGCAAAAUAAAUACUAAUGGUUUUUGGAAGAAACCAGCAUUAAAUCUGAUCUAUAAACCUUAUCAAAUCAGAAUAUUAGAUCCUUUCAUUAUCAGAACAGCAGCUUAUGAACUGCUUCAUUUCCCGAAAGUGUUUCCCAAAAAUCAGAAACCCAAACACCCAACAACAGGAAUUAUUGCCAUUACAUUGGCAUUUCACAUAUGUCAUGAAGUUCACCUUGCUGGUUUUAAGUACAACUUUUCUGACCUCAAGAGUCCUUUGCACUACUUUGGGAAUGCCACCAUGUCUUUGAUGAAUAAGAAUGCGUAUCACAAUGUGACUGCAGAGCAGCUCUUUUUGAAGGACAUUAUAGAAAAAAACUUUGUGAUCGACUUGACUCAAGAUUGACCCUACAGACUCAGAAGAUGAUGCUAACAGUAUUAGUUUUAUUUUUACACUGCAAUUUUUUAGUUUAUUUUUAAAUAUGUUGGAUGUACUUGUCAAGAAAUUAUGUAUAUUAAGUCUGUUGCUGCCUGGUGCUUCAUAACCACCAGCUUAAUUUCUGUGAACAUAUUUAAUUUAUGGAAACCAAGACAUGCUAAGAUAUCAGGGAGAGUGAAUUUUUCAUUGCAUUGUUUUAAAAAUAAGCUAGUUUUCUGAUGUGUUUUUAAAGUAUCUUUUUAUAGUUACUUCAUCUUAGACUUUUGAAGGGAUGUGACUUGCUAAUAAGUAAGGGGAUUUAGUUUACCACAGCAGAUUUUGAAUGUAACGUGACAUUUUGAGAGGCUUAUCUGGCUCCUGUAAAUUGGUGGGGAGCUGGCAUGUGGCGGUGCCUUGAAUGCGGCAUACUGGAACCACUUCAGGCCUCUGUAUCUCUCUCUCUGGAUGAUUGUUUGGUUCCUUUUUGUUCUACCUGAGCAACCUGACUGGAAUCUUAAACCAGACCCUAAGCGUGGAUGAUUGAUUAGGGAAAUCUAAGAUCAUACUGGCUUAAUUAAGCAUUUUUUUCCUACAGUUAAGUUAAACCAUGAUUAUGAUGAGUAGUUUGGUAGAAUGAAGAUGUUUUUUAAGAAGUCGACAGAAAUAGGAUAAAUAUGAAACUCUGGAUAAGUAAAUAACCAAAGAAAGAAUGCAAUUCCUAAAGUCUGGUCACUGCAUUAUUUUAAAGAAAUAAAGUUUAUACAAAGAAGCUGAACUAGGCAAGCUCAAGAAGGAGAACAUUCUUUAAA